This is a messenger RNA of Chelonus insularis, 1602 nucleotides long. Its product is annotated as SAC3 domain-containing protein 1. Gene Ontology annotation, biological process: centrosome duplication; spindle assembly. The transcript has 8 exons. Gene Ontology annotation, cellular component: spindle; nucleus; centrosome. The coding region runs from base 179 to 1240 and encodes 353 amino acids. Lineage: Eukaryota; Metazoa; Arthropoda; Insecta; Hymenoptera; Braconidae. The record is from RefSeq and is a predicted model, not a curated record.
UUGCAACUUGCUAAAUCAACGCCGAGUUAUGUUUUGAAUAUGAUGAAAUCUAAUUCAAAUAAAAUAAUGUUAUGAUGCUGAUAAAAUCAAACAGUUCAGAAGAUUUUUUUUAUUCCAAUUAAUUAUCUCAAUAUUUACUUAAUCCAGAGUAUUGUAAAAUUGAAGAAAAAUUAUCAAAAUGACUGAAGAACUGAAAGGAACUUGCUUUGCUAUGUGUCCAGAAAAGGAACGAAUUUCGAGAGAAAGAGAAAAUCUUCUCAACAUACUAGAGGUAGAUGAAAAAACGAAAAACAAAAAACACAAGAAAGCUGAUCCUUCUAAAACUGUAAAAUGCUAUAAAAGAUCUAGUGCAGGAUUAACAAUGAAUGAUCCUAGUGAGCUUAGACCAGGACCAGUUCUCCAUUUUACCGUUAGAUAUUUACUAACUCGAGUCAUUAUGAGGAAAGAUGUAAAUUGGACUGUAAUAUACGAAUUUAUUUUUGAUCGAUUACGAGCUGUUAGACAAGAUAUGGUGAUCCAAAGACUUGAUGUAGUCACAUGCAUUAGGAUAUUGAAUCCAAUAGUCAAAUUUCAUAUUUAUGCAGCAGAAAGAAUGCGUGAUAAGAGUCUGAAAGAGUAUGUUCCAAAAUUUAAUGAUCAACAUUUAGUUGAAUGCAUUAAACAACUAUUAGUCAUGUAUGAUAAUCGAGAUUUCGAGUUAACAGAAGAAUAUUCCACUGAUUCUGAUAAAUUGGUAGAAGUUCCUGUUGAUAAAAAUAGAAUAGAAAUUGAGGCAUUAUAUAUUUUGCUUUAUUUAGGCAAUUUUACUUCUAUCACGAGAGGAUUAUCAUUGCCUUCUAAAUACAGAGAAUCUUCAGAUAUAAAAAAGGCGUUAAAUAUAUCACGAGCAUGGUACUUAAAAAAUUAUGUACGAGUAUGUCGUGAAAUCUCUCAGUUGUCAGGAUUGUUUUUAAUGGCUGCUCUAAACAAUCUACAAGUUAUUAGAAGGGACACUUGGGCAAUUAUGUCUGCUGGAUAUAAGAGUAAAAAUCUUACAUUUCCUGGAGAGAAACUCCAAAGUAUAUUACUCUACAAAAAUAUGUCAAAGGUUGCUGAAGACUGCAAUACAUUUGGAAUAAAAUUAAAUGGUGGCAAUAUCCAUUUUGAUAAAAUUAUAUGCAAUCAUGGAAAAGUAGCAAAUCCAGAAAAAUUGAUCAAUGAUAUUGAACUUAGUGAUCUUUUGCCAGAUAUUAUUAUAUAGUCUAAUUUAAUGAAGUGCAUUGAUUACAGAAGUUAAAAAGAAAGAGAUGAGUAACUAUUCACCAAAUAAUUUUACUGUCUCAUUGUGAAUCACUAGAUGAACUACUCGAUGAAUCAGUCGACAUAACUUCUACAUCUUCAUUUUCUUGUUUAUGAGUAUUAAUUGCUACACUUCCUUGUCCACCCAUUGUCAUAUUGAUCUCACCAGAAGGAUGCCAUGCAAAUUGAUUUGUCAAAGAUGCUGGCGGUUCUGCAAUAUUAAGUAUAUUUAAAAAUAUAUUAUAUGAAUGAAGAUCUAUGUAUAGAUUUUUAAAAUAAAAAUUUAAUUACCUGGAUGUCCAGGCCUAUGUAAAUCGGAUGUAA